UACGUAACUAUGAAAAUAAACAUCUAUGAAUAAAUUCAAACGGUUUACACGUUCACUUGGAUUUGACCUCUUUCGACGUUCCUUGGUCCACGUAAAUUACGAAACGUAGUAAAACUGGCUCAUCAGUUUUGGAUUUCUUAUCACCCACCAACUGGAGCAAAACAUACCUCCGGUGGGGAUGAAACGCCACCCAUCCCAGAAGAGGAACUGGAACAGCAGAAAAUCGAACAUGAAAAACAAAUGCAAAAGGAAAAACAAUGCCAAGCAAGAGAAGCUGAGGAAGUCAGGAAGUUGGACAUAAAACUUCUUCAUCAGCGAGCAAUAGAAGCACAGGAAGAACAAAAGCGCGAGAUUGCUGAAGCAGUAGAGGAGUUGCGUGGAAUAAGUACCUCUUGGUCGCAUCACCGAUUAUGUGACUUGCAGAGACAAGCCACACGAUGGCGUUACAGUCGACCUUCCAUACCGGAUACAAAACAUUAUAGGAAUGUUUUGAAGAAGGCCUGCAGUGCCCAGCUUACAAAACCACAAUCUAGCCAAAGUAUGAGUGACAACGAAGGCAUAUUCAUAAAUUUAUCGCGUUUAGGAUCUUGUAGAGAUGAAUCAAUAGAUAGCGAUGGAUGCUCUGAAACGCCGUGUUGUGUCACCGGAGAUGAGGCCAGAUCUUGGAUAGCCUCGGCAAAUGACGUCAGUGCGUCAGUCAAAGGAGAGCUAGUCAAAACACCGUCUUGUCCUGGAUGUCGCGCUCCCAUUGCCUCGCUUGAUUGUAUGGAUGAAUUUAGCGCCAAUUCUCAGCAAAUGUUAGAUCAAGCUGGCGAAAUGAAUGUCUCCAAGCAUAUGUCUGUGUACAUGGGCAACCAUGCUAGUAUGCCUUCAGCAGUAACACCUGGGCUUCGCUAUAAAAACUUAGGAAAAUCUGGCUUGAGAGUACCGAAUAUUGGAUUAGGACUGUGGACGAUGUUAAGUGAAGAUUGUUCUGAGGAUAUUAUUAUGACCGCUCUGGAAAACGGUAUCAAUUUGUUUGACCUUUCUGAGGCGCAUUGUGGUAAAAUAAUAAUUACAGCCAGAGGUGAGGUUGAGCUUGGUAGAAUAUUGAAGAAGAGGAAUGUGAGGCGAACUAGCGUGAUUAUCACCACAAAAAUAUAUUGGAGUACGAAGUUUCCCCAUGCUAACAGGUCAGAUGAAAGGGGUUUAUCUAGAAAACAUAUCAUUGAAAGUGUAAAAGCUUCACUACAGAGACUUCAAGUUGAAUAUAUAGAUGUAGUACUGCUACACAAAACUGAUCCCGUUUGCCCUAUGGAAGAGUUGGUCAGAGCAAUGAAUUUCGUAAUCAAUCAAGGAUGGGUUAUGUACUGGGGUACAGCUCGAUGGUCUCCUUCAGAGAUAAUGGACGCUUACACUAACUGUAGGCAAUUCAACUGUAUCACACCUAUAGUUGAACAGACUGAAUAUCACAUGUUCUGUCGAGAAAAACCUGAACUAUACAUGCCCGAACUGUACCACAAGAUUGGUGUUGGGAUGAUGGCGUGGUCUGCGAUUACAACUGGUAAAGGUCUUGGACGUGAAGAAAUUACUGGUCUAUUCGCGAAGUCACGUUUCAACAGAAAAUACAGUACUUUCAGCUGGUGCGAAGAAGACCUUGCAGUUCCGGAUAUGAGAAUUUCUAACAGCAAAGAGCAGGUGGCCGGAGAGGAACCUCGCACAUAUGGAGAAAAACUGCGAGAUCUCGCUAAUUUAGCUAAUACUAUGAAUUGCUCUAUGAGUCAGUUGGCUGUCGCCUGGUGCCUCAAAAAUGAAUCCAUAAACUGCUUACUGCUUGGCGCAACCAGCGUUGAUCAAUUUAAAGAAAAUAUUCAUGCUUUGCAGAUCGUGCCUCAGCUAAGUCCUUCGGUGAUGGAUGAUAUUGAGCAGCUGCUGUCAAAUAAACCACAAAGACCACCCAUGGUCUCAACACUCGCGAUGCGCAAUCAACAGAAUAGUAACACAGUGCGAUUGGACAUGACUGGUGCAUCAACAUCUGGAGCGGGCUCACCGAAAGCUGAAGGUGAUGUCGUUGAAGCCGAAGCCUCCACGCCCGCUAAAGAGUCCGGGCGUGGUUUUUGUGAGAUUCAGUGACCGUGGUGGCGCGGAAGCACUGAGUCUGCUUCCAAAUCUAGCAAAUCAAAGGAAUCAGUUAAGGACGGCAAGCCAAAAUUCU
Messenger RNA from Melitaea cinxia (Glanville fritillary), 2194 nucleotides. RefSeq names its product voltage-gated potassium channel subunit beta-2 (gene Hk). Gene Ontology annotation, molecular function: potassium channel regulator activity; voltage-gated potassium channel activity; transmembrane transporter binding. Gene Ontology annotation, cellular component: voltage-gated potassium channel complex; cytoplasm. The record is from RefSeq and is a predicted model, not a curated record. NCBI's taxonomy places the organism in Eukaryota, Metazoa, Arthropoda, Insecta, Lepidoptera, Nymphalidae. Gene Ontology annotation, biological process: regulation of potassium ion transmembrane transport; potassium ion transport. The transcript is spliced from 18 exons. The coding region runs from base 241 to 2112 and encodes 623 amino acids.